Molecule: messenger RNA, 702 nt
Organism: Arabis nemorensis
Lineage: Eukaryota; Viridiplantae; Streptophyta; Magnoliopsida; Brassicales; Brassicaceae
Source: the annotation of a GenBank genome assembly
AUGGCAGCCGCCGCUCCUCCACCACCUCCAACCGCAGCACCAGAACCAAACAUGGUUCCUCCACUAAUUACACCCAUCGGUUUCCCCGUGUUCUCCCGGAUCCGUCUCGCAACACCGUCCGAUGUACCAUUCAUCCACAAACUAAUCCACCAAAUGGCCGUAUUCGAACGGCUCACACAUCUCUUUUCCGCAACAGAAUCAAAUCUCGCCUCCACUCUCUUCAAUUCCCGUCCUUUCCAAUCCUUCACCGUCUUCCUCCUCGAAGUCUCCCGUUCUCCAUUCCCAACCGCCGUCGAUUCUCCAGAUUUCACUCCGUUUCUCAAAACCCAUAACCUCGAUCUACCGAUUGAAGAUCCGGAGAGUUACAAUUUCACUCCGGAUAUGUUGAACGAUGUUGUGGUUGCUGGGUUUGUUCUGUUUUUCCCUAAUUACUCGAGCUUUUUAGCGAAACCUGGGUUUUACAUUGAGGAUAUAUUCGUUAGAGAGCCUUACAGGAGGAAAGGUUUUGGGAGUAUGUUGUUGACUGCUGUGGCGAAACAAGCUGUGAAGAUGGGUUAUGGGAGAGUUGAAUGGGUUGUUCUAGAUUGGAAUGUGAAUGCUAUCAAGUUUUAUGAGCAAAUGGGUGCUGAGAUUUUGCAGGAAUGGAGAGUUUGUAGGCUUACUGGUGAUGCACUUGAAGCUUUUGAUCAGGUAAACAUCUAA